AUGGGUAUCGAACUAUUUACACACUGGUUAGAUCGGCCCUUGGUCGACAGCAUACUAAACACCAUCGUGUGGGUCUUAAUUGUCUUGGCCACAAUUGCAGAUGGCAUCAUACUCCUCAGCUUGGCCGGUGUCGCGAUAUGGAGUUCGGUUCUCGCAAUUUGCGCCUGGGCUGGUCCUAUAAUGAUUGUGAUCGGCAUUGUGGUUGCUCUUGUCAGCUGGAUCGUCUCCUUGGUCAGAGGACCGCCACUCUCACCUUUGGAGACUUGGAUCAAAAAGUAUGGCCAUACUUUUGUGAGUUCUUUGGAUACCCCGCCGGCGAACCGGCUUGAAUGGUCGUGGAGUAGGGUGGGCACAAAUCGUUUUGACAUCGUCGGCAAAAAUACUAGCAAGGCUACGGUCACCAUCAGCACCAUUGAGACAAAUUUCACUUCAGGCGGCUCCGACGGUACGCUAUUCAAGGGGGUCGGACCUUUCAAGCAAGGAACCAACGCAGGCGACCUCGAUUCUGUUGUCAUGAGGAACAUAGGCUUGGCUAGCGACAGCCAGAUCAGGCUCGCAGUUACAUCUGGUAGUGCUCAGCAGGGCAUCUCAGCAACGCAGAGUACUGUCUUACAAUGGCUGGUCAAGGUAGAUGCCAAUGGAAAGGACUUGGCUGUGCCAGCAGAUGCGUCGGUCACGCUAUCGCUGGGGGGCACGUUCAAUGGCAGCGACAAAUACUCUCUCAUAGUAACGGAAACCUUCGGAACUAUAACUACGAAGACUGCUACAGAAGAUGGUAAGUCGAGGCAGGUUGUGGAGAUUUCCAGUGAUAACACCACUACGGAGCUUGUGCUUGAAAAGAGUUGA
This is a messenger RNA of Dothidotthia symphoricarpi CBS 119687, 846 nucleotides long. RefSeq lists its product as uncharacterized. The transcript has a single exon. Lineage: Eukaryota; Fungi; Ascomycota; Dothideomycetes; Pleosporales; Dothidotthiaceae. Bases 1 to 846 code for a protein of 281 amino acids. The record is from RefSeq and is a predicted model, not a curated record.